Messenger RNA from Eleginops maclovinus (Patagonian blennie), 2671 nucleotides. RefSeq names its product collectin sub-family member 10 (C-type lectin) (gene colec10). The record is from RefSeq and is a predicted model, not a curated record. Bases 174 to 1010 code for a protein of 278 amino acids. NCBI's taxonomy places the organism in Eukaryota, Metazoa, Chordata, Actinopteri, Perciformes, Eleginopidae. The transcript has 7 exons.
CCUCCGGUCUCAUAGUUAAAAACUCAGUCAAUCAGUGGAUUCUGGCGCAUGAGAUACUUUACGCGGAGAAUACUUUGGCACUUGUGACAACGUUGUAAGGUCUCGGAUCCACGACAACAUACAAAACAAAAAAAUCUGGAUCUUCUUCAGUGGUCGGGGAUGAUUGGGAUAUAAUGGGAAUUUUGGCACUCUGUGUGUUUGUAGCCGUGUUCAACUACAUUUCUGCCUCUACAGAAGUCUGCACCAAUACCCUGCUGCCUGGAGCAAAAGGAGACCAAGGUACGAUUGGAGAGGUGGGAGAAGAGGGGAAACUGGGAAAGAAUGGACCACCAGGACUUCCAGGAGUGUUAGGGGAGAUGGGGCUUGUGGGAGAGGUGGGCCACAUGGGAAAGAUGGGGCCUAUUGGAGAAAGAGGUAUCAAAGGUGAUCCAGGUUAUAUUGGGCCCGCUGGUUUGAAAGGGAAACCAGGCACAACCUGUGACUGUGGCAGGUACAGGAAAGUGGUCGGGCAGCUGGAUGUCAAUGUAGGCAAGCUGAGGAAUGCUGUCAAGUUUUUGAAGAACGUCAUCUUGGGGCUGAAGGAAACAGAAGAGAGAUACUACCUGCUGGUGAAGGAGUCUAAGAGGUUCGGAGAGGCUUCAAUGAACUGCAAGCUGAGAGGAGGUACCCUGGCCAUGCCAAAAACCAGCAACACCAACCAGCUCAUGGCAGACUAUGUCAGGCAGGCUGGACUAACAAGAGUUUAUAUAGGAGUGCAGGCUCAAAGCAAGGACACAGAUGGAACAAGGGCUCAAGUUUUUACAGACUCCAGUCCUCUGCAGGGUUUUGCAGCUUGGAGCCAAGAGGAGGAGCUAAAUUCCAGAGUAUCUCCUCCCACAAACUCCAGCUGUGUGGAGCUGCUCAGCUCUGGAACAUGGAGUCAUGUGGAGUGUGAAGCCGCCAUGUUUUUCAUCUGUGAGUUUCCAAAGAGCAGGAGAAGAGGAGCAGGGGGAGGAGGAGUAUUCUCAUGAGUCAAUGAAACAUUUAAACUUGCAUGCAAAAAAGACAUAGGUAAACAUAUAUAUCAUUUGUUGUGUAGAAUUAGUAAUUAAAUGUUGUAAAAAAAAUAUUGAAAAUGAAAAAUAGGUUGUGCCUGCAUUAUUGGAUUUUUAUUAUUUUACUUGAAGAAUGGUACAUCAUUUGCUCUGAUGAUCACAGACAAACAGGUUAACAUAGUGUUUCCCUGCUUUGGCCUUUCAACAUAUAAAUUCAAUAGGUCAAAAGGAGACAACUGUACAUUGUAAAUGUUAAUGUUGCGUCUUGGCUGAAGGGUGUUUAAAUAGGCAAAUGUUAGCUAGCAUGUUAACCAACUUUAUUAUUUCCAUAAUACAUGAGACUAUGUGUCUGUCAGCUUUCUGUAGCAUUCCAAAGUUACAGCUUUAAAGCAAAAGUAUUUUGCGGGUAUUUGAAAACCCAUAGCUUCACUGGAAUAUUUUCAAUUGAUAACGUUCAUGGAUUUUUAUUGGAAAUUAUCAUAUCUAAUUCUGUGUUGUAUUUUGUCAAUAUUACUUACUUUCAUUCAAAGCCCAGCAGUAAAGAGGCGCUACUGACAAUAAACAUUGGGGGGGAAGUAGCAUAACGGUCUGGCUGAUAGAGUCUUACACACAGGCUUAAAAAACAUAGGCCGAAGUUUAGGGGUGUCUGCAGGAAUCGGGUUAAGGUUUUGGUAAUUUCAGUACAAUUUCAUUUAAGUGCUUGAUGGUCUGGAUGGAUGGGAGAUCACAUUUCAAGCACAACAAUGGAAUAAAUGUCUGUGUUUGAAGCCAUAGCUAUAGAGCCAAAACAGGGCCAUGGCUUUUGCUUUAUGGUUGGCAAUGUUGAUCAGUCCACCAUUUUGAUCCGUACUGAAACAUCUGAAGUUUGUACAGAAAUGUUGUCCCCUGUGGACCAGUCCAAUUUAAUUUUAGUGAUCCCCUGACCUUUCCUUUAUGCUGCCAGAUUUGAUUAAUUCUGAGAAAUAUAUAAUUUACUAUAGAUGAAAUAGCACAUAUUUCUAGAGACAUUAAUGAUUUGGGUACAAUAAAUUACUUGCAUUUCCAAAUGUGUUGUUUAGGGGACAUGUCUCAACAACCACUGGUUGGAUUGCCAUUCAAUUUGGCAGGACAUUCAUGUUCUCCUCAGGAUGAAAUGUUAUCAAUUUGUGAAUCCUCCUUUUCCUUCCUUGCCAUAAAGCAAAGUAAAAAUAAUCAGGGGGGAGAUAAUUGCCAAAAUGUGUUAAUGUAACAUAGGCUGUUCCCCUAUUCUCCUUAGAUUCUUCCUCUUCUGUUCUGCAGAUGUUUCCUGCAAGCUAUCUAGUAAAGAGGGUGAAACAAGUUGCUGACUGCUAAAAAGCACUUUCAGGAAUUUUUAAUAUAUAACUUCCUCAAUUAUAUGUCACAUUUCUUUGGCAAUAAUUUCUUGCAAAAUCCCUGACGAAUACAUGGUAUUAUGCAAUAUGGGAGGGCAUUGUAACUUCUUCACAUCACGUGCAAUGUCAUAAACCAUCCUUAAACCAAGACAAGUACACAAUCCCUCUCCCAUUUGCGACCAGUUUUUGGUCAUGCAAUGAAAAAGCUGUUGACGGAUUUGAAAUGACAUUAGGAAGAAUCAAAUUAUUUUUGUUAUGUUGUUGAACAUAAACAAGUGGCUUUGA